Messenger RNA from Vicia villosa (hairy vetch), 2538 nucleotides. Its product is annotated as U-box domain-containing protein 19-like. NCBI's taxonomy places the organism in Eukaryota, Viridiplantae, Streptophyta, Magnoliopsida, Fabales, Fabaceae. Gene Ontology annotation, molecular function: protein binding; ubiquitin-protein transferase activity. The transcript has a single exon. Gene Ontology annotation, biological process: protein ubiquitination. The record is from RefSeq and is a predicted model, not a curated record. The coding region runs from base 234 to 2312 and encodes 692 amino acids. Gene Ontology annotation, cellular component: nucleus; cytoplasm.
UUAGUUACAGCUUCCUUAAUCUUCCACGUGUCCAUAACGAAUCUUCCUCACUCCCUACUUCUUUCUCCCUUAACCAAAUCCUAGUCAACAGAUACCAUUAUCACGUCCAUACUCCCGCCACGCGUCCAUAAUAUUCUAAGUCAGCAGCAACACACGCUUAUGUCGAAUCUCUUCCUAUAAUAACAACCAAAUCCAAAUUAGUAUUAUGUGUAAUUUGUUUUACUUCAAUUAGAAUGAAUACUCAUCUUCCUAAUCAUAGGGAUCGCCGCAUCCUAUCAUUCCCGGCGGUUCAUCCUUGCGAAGGAAUAUCCACCGCAACACUCGUCGCUUCUCUAAUCACUCUCUCGCAAACCAUAUGCAAUUUCCAACCUCAAAUAUUUCCAACACAAAAACGAAACGCAAGAGAAACCAUACGUCAAAUUUCCAUCAUUUCAAUAUUCCUCCACGAAAUUCAAGACAAUUAUUCCUUAAUCCCUAACUCAAUUAUCAUCUCUUUCUCAGAGCUUCACUUCACUUUACAAAAGAUUCAUUUCUUAAUGCAAGAUUGUACUCUUGAAGGUGCUAACCUUUUAUUGCUCUCGAAAUCGAAACAAGUGGCGGAACACUUUUGCUCUCUUAUUCGCGCCGUCGCAACAUCACUAGACGUUUUGCCUUUACACAGAAUCGAAAUUUGCGACGAAGUGAAGGAGUUAGUUGAGAUGGUAGCAAAGCAAGCGAGGAAAGCUAAAUUUGAAGUGAACCCCAGUGACGAGAUUGCGACGAAAAAACUCUAUUCAGUUCUUCAUCAAUUCGAGAGAGGAACAGAGCCAAAACUUCAUAUCAUGCAGGAGAUUCUCGAUUACUUAAAAAUCAAAAACUGGAACGAUUGCAACAAAGAAAUCAAGUUCAUAGAAAACGAGAUAAGCUUAUUAGAGUAUCGUGAUUGCAACGAACGUGAACUUCCAUUGUUGAGUAGCUUGGUUGGAUUUUUAAGCUACUGUAGGGUAGUGAUAUUCGAAUUCGAAUCACUGGAUCAAAAUUCAGAUCAAUCCGAAGCUCGUAUCAGCACCGAGAUAAUAUCUAUAACAUGUCUGAAUCCAGACGAUUUCCGAUGUCCAAUUUCACUCGAAUUGAUGACAGAUCCAGUAACAAUUUCAACCGGACAAACCUACGACCGUGCCUCAAUUUAUAAAUGGCUUAAAGCAGGAAACAAAACAUGUCCCAAAACAGGAGAAAAUCUUAACAGCACAGAGUUAGUCCCAAACACAGCGCUAAAGAAGCUUAUCCAACAAUUUUGCACCGACAACGGAGUUUCAUUUUCCAAAUCAUGUAACCGCAACCGAGAUAUAACCAAAACAAUUUCACCAGGUAGUUCUGCAGCAGCACAUGCUAUACAGUUUCUGUCAUGGUUUCUAACACGAAGGCUCGUGUUCGGAACAGAGAAACAGAAGAACAAAGCAGCUUACGAGAUUCGUUUGUUAACUAGGUCGAGUAUUUUCAACAGAGCGUGUUUGAUUGAAGUUGGAACGGUGCCGCCAUUGUUGGAGCUUUUAGCCACGGAAGAUAAAACGACACAAGAGAAUGCUAUCUCUGCUUUGAUGAAGCUUUCAAAGCAUAGUAACGGGCCUGAAAAUAUAAUGGGCCAUAACGGUUUAAAGCCCAUUAUAUCGGUACUUAAAAAUGGGCUUAGUCUUGAGGCCCAACAAAUCGCAGCAGCUAUAAUCUUCUAUCUUUGUUCAGUGAAAGAAUACAGAAAAUCAAUAGGUGAAAAUCAAGACGCGAUUCCGUGUUUAGUUGAGUUAGUUAAACAAGGAACAACAUGCGGGAAAAAGAACGCUGUUGUUGCGAUUUUCGGACUUCUUUUGCUACCAAGAAAUCACCAACGCGUGAUUGAAGCCGGUGCUGUUCACGCGCUUGUUUCUAUUUUACAUCCUUCGUAUAACUAUAAAGAGGAACUUGUUACUGAAGCUUUGGCUGUUAUUGCGGCACUAGCUGAGAAUUUCGAUGGAGCGAACGCUGUGUUGGAAGCUUCGGCGUUAACGUUAAUUACCGGGAUGUUGCGAUCUGCUACUUCGCGUGCUGGGAAGGAACACUGUGCUUCGAUUUUGUUGUCGCUUUGUGUUAAUGUAGGUGCGGAUGUUGUUGGUGUUCUUGCUAAGGAUAUUACGCUUAUGCCCUUGCUUUAUUCGCUUCUUACGGAUGGUACUGCUCAUGCUGCUAAGAAAGCGCGUUUUCUCAUUCAGAUUCUACAGGAUUUUAACGAAACAGCAAGUUCGAGAUUGAAAGGUUCUUCAAUUUUGCGUCAAUUGAAUGGGUUGGAACUUAGGAAUUAGGGUAUUUUUUGUGAAUAUAUACGUAUACUUUUUUUGUGUAAAUACUGUAACAUACAUAGGAUUGGUUAUCAUUGGAACAAUUGAGAUUUUGUGAAACUAGCUCUCUGUGUUUUUUAUCCUCGAGAGCUAGUUUUAAUAAGUGAGCUUCAACUUAGAAACUGGAAGCUUAUGAUUAUUCUGUAUCUGGUAUACUUGUGAAAUAAAGUGGUGUGAAAUUAAUGAAUAA